Messenger RNA from Leptidea sinapis, 3755 nucleotides. RefSeq lists its product as uncharacterized. The transcript has 3 exons. NCBI's taxonomy places the organism in Eukaryota, Metazoa, Arthropoda, Insecta, Lepidoptera, Pieridae. Bases 735 to 3605 code for a protein of 956 amino acids. The record is from RefSeq and is a predicted model, not a curated record.
AUACCUGCGAUCAAGAAAAUAAAGCUCAAUUUAUGAAGACCCAUUUGAGUAUAUUGAAAAGAUGUAACAGAAAUGAAAUACAAAAUUAUCGACAACGACUUAGAAAUAUUGUUUGACAAGAAUGAAUAUAAAAUUCUUAUUUAUUGUGAAAGAUUUAAUGAAGAUACAAUUAUUUAUUAACAGCACUGGCAAUAUACAUAAUCACGUCACGAUUAUUAUAUGGAAAAGUAAAGAAAAGAUAGAUAUAAGGAACUGAAGAAACAACGAACGAUUUUGAGAAAGACAAAAAAAAAUUCAAAUACUUGAAAUAAUUAAAGAGAUCGAUGAUCUUAAUAAGGCACAAGAAAAGACAGUAAUAGUGACAACAGAAUAUAAUCCAUGGUGUGAAUACAGAAUGAUAUUAUGUAUUCAUCAAGUGAUUUAAGCCUCAUAGUUGAAUAGAAAUAUACAGAAAGGAAUAUCAAAACGAUUAUGAAAUCCAUCAUAAAAGCUGAUGAGAUAACAUCCGGAAAUUGAUCAGCCGUGGAUUAUUUAAUUUAAAACUCAAAAGCACUAACGUAUGGACAUAACCUUUAGUAACGGUUGAAGCAAUUACUUAAGUAACAGCAAAACUUUCUUGGUAAUUGAGUUCGUGGUUUGUGUAAUCUUGAAAGUAAAUCGGAAUAUGGAUAAUGAUGUUAUUGUGAUGGCCUCCGGAAGAGUUUAAAGGUUGUUAGGUACUCAAAGUGAACACGAUGACCUGGCGAAAAAGUGCUUGCGUAACGUGGACUUUAGUUUUAGUGGUUUUGUUUUUGUGUCCGUUAGUUUACUCGCGUCCUCAGGAGACUGUGUCACCAAUAAGUGAUCUAAGUAGCUCUACAGAAACAUCUAUAAGAAAUGAUGGCCCUGUCAGCAGCGAUUUAAUGAAAUCUGGUGAAAAUACGUCUGUGAUACAAGAACAAACAAACGAAAACACCUCAAGAGAUGUCAAAUCUAAAUCAGCUACAAUCAACGACUCAAUAAAAAAUGUUUCAAAUCAGUUAACAGAAACAAUUAAAAAUAAAUCAUCAAAUAGCACACUUGUGAUUGAUACGAGAAUUCCACCGAAGGUUAAAAAUCAACUAACUCUAAAGCAGCGAAUUAAAACUAGAAACGAUGAUAGUGGUAACUUUAUUGAAACCUCUCAUGCAGGUAUCGCUGUACCUGUUACAAUGGAGGAAUUAGAACAAGAAAAUAAGAUUAAUUCUUCGAACAGUGAAACAUCAACAGUAAGUGAAGGAAUUUCCACUUGGAUUUUAUUGAGUAACCCUGGUAAUAAAGAUAAUGAAAAUGCAUCAACUGAACCAACUAAAGUUGAAGAAACAGUGAAACCUAAGCCCACCAAUAAAAAUAAGCCAAAGCGACCCCAGAGUAAGCCAUCUGUAUCGAAAAGACCAAUCAUCGGAAGUACCAAUAAAUCUGACUUAGUUGCGGGAGGAUCAGCUAUCAGCGAAAAUGUUUAUAACAAGAUUAAGGAUACCGUUUUGUCUAAUGUCAAAAAGAAUAAAAAUAGCCCACCACGUUCAACAACUGUUUCUACCACGACCAUGCUAGUCGCGACUGAACCUGCAACAAAAAAAGAUGAGAUAAUUCAAGCAUCUUCCAAAAAAGAUUCUGUAACUAAGCCUUCAACAACUGUCGCACCAGUAGGAAAAGUUAAAUCAAAGCCUGCCAAAAAAAAGGAUAAAAAUAAAACCAAGACAACUACAAAAUUAGUACCAAAUGUGAGUGUAUCAGCAAUGCUACCAAUGGAAGCUAAGGAACAAGAAAUUGAAUUAGAGGUGAGUACUCCACCAACUACCACCAAAAAACCUAAGCGAACAUCGACACGAAAGAAGACGAAAACCAAAAAACGGAAAACAUCCAAGCCAAAACCAGAAGUAACCACAUCAACUGCUAUCUCAAGCGAACUUAAAACUGCGAACAAAACAAAAUCUACAAAGACAUCGAAAAAACCCACUACUGAGACAGGCCCUUUCACAAGUCAAAUUUAUAACUAUUUUUCAAGGGAAGUCAUGCCAUCAGUUGGUGUCGGAGUUAUUGGCUUAGCUGGACUAGUGGGGCUUGCUAGUUACUUCUUAUAUCCAUUUGCAACGCCUGUUCGUCGUACUUUUGAAGUUGAUAAAAAAGAUGAUAUAUACAAAAACAAUGCUGAGGAGUAUGCAAAUGAAGGAAAUGGUCAACCGGAAGAGGAAAUGUUGGGUACUGUUUUAGCGGGUAUGCCCGCACAUGCAAAACAUAAGUUAAACCCUUACGCUGGUCAGACCACAUAUACGAGUAGAUAUCCUAUUAAAAAAGAACAACAAGAUCUGCGUUAUAGGCAUGUUGCUACCAAGUAUGAACCCAAUUAUAAUGCUCACUAUCCUCAACAAAAAACGGGUAUAGCACAUGGUGCUGUUUAUCCUGACUCAUACAAUUAUCAUCACCGUCAACCUCAGUAUGAAACAAGAAAUGCGUAUACUACAUCUUAUCCUGCAGCAGAACCCAUAUUUGCUGUUCCUCAAACAGCUCCCUCAGAAAUUUCCUCUUAUGGAAGUGAUUCAUCCAGUUCAGUUGUUUAUGGCGUGAAACCCUCUCCUGAUACUGAUUUUAAGCCGGUGUACCCAUAUGAGACUCAAUAUUACGGAGAAACAACAAGUAGCUCCGCUACCUAUCCUCCACAGACAUCGAUGUAUUUAGGUUCAAACAGUGAGCCGGAACAUCUUGAAAAUGAUAAGUACAUCGAAGAAUCAAGUGUUGAGGGUGAUAGUGAAGAUAAUAAGUUUGUUGUUGGUAACGUACCAAAAGAGCUGUCGGAUUCUGAAACACCAGCAGUAGUUCCUGAACAUGGACCGAGAAAUUUGCAUAGAAAGCGAAGAAAUACUUCACGCAAUAAGCGUAGUAUCGUGGGAUCAAUUGAAGAGAUUUUAAAAGCAGCCAGUGAAAAAGAAAAAGAUAUAUUUUUGAGCAAUGAAAUAGACGAGGCUCUUGGUACUACAGUAAAUAUGCAUCCUUCAAUAGUGACAUCAACUACAGAAAAAAAUAUAAAAAUGGUUGAUCCUGUUUAUGCCAUACCAAUGAAUCUAAAAGAUACUAUCCGCGAUAACACCAAUGACACACGAAAUGAAAUAAUUGAAAGUGUAUCAACUGUUCCUGUAAAUGAAGAUAAAAUUGUGAAAUAUACCAAGACUGAAAUGUUAAACGACGUAGACUCAACCACAAAAUCUUUCAAAGUAUACGAAGUAUUUACUACGACAGAAAAGAGCAAUGUAAAAACGAACAACUAUGAAACAAUUAAAUCAGAGAUAACAUCUGCAGGGAAUCCUAGUACAGAAACGACGACCGAACAUAAAUUGGAUACAACAUCAACUAUGCCAACCCUUAUUGAUACUACAAGCAAACAAUCAAAUCCAACUUACUUUCCCGAAAUAAUAACAUACCCACCUCCAUCUAAUAUUGGCUACGGAUUUUUCGAUUUUAUUAAGCGAAUGGUAGAUUUUAAAUAUAGAUUAGGUCUCAGUAUUCUUCAAUCGACGUCUGAGUCCCUCAAUAGAUACUUAAGAAGCAUGGAAGACUCAAUACAGAGAGCUGCCAAGGCAUCUCAUUAGUGUACAACUUUAUAAUUAACAAAACACUAUACAUACUGUAACUUAAACAUUUGUGUGGUAAACUUCGUGAUAAAGAUUUUGACUGCCUUCUUUUAUAUAAAAGUUACAUUAUUAUUAUAUUAUAUUUGCAUUUAUUAGACUUAUUAUCGC